AUGGAUGGAGAAGACCCAUCAAACUCAACCACAUCUCUCCUCUCCCGUUCCUAUAACGCAGACACUUCCUCGACUCCUCCACCAAAACACACCACCGUCCCCUUCAUUUCUCUCCUCCUCGCCACCUGCUUAGCUCUGUCAGGAGCGGUGGCCAUUGCCUUCCUCUUCUUAUCUUCCUCACCACCUCAUGCUCAAGCUCAACCCAACCUGAAAAUCUCCGAAUCCAAUGCUGAAUAUUCCCGUCCACUCACCAAACUCAAGCGCCCAGUUGUUAUCAUGAUCUCAUCUGAUGGGUUUCGAUUCGGAUACCAAUUCAAAACCGAUACACCAAACAUUGAUAACUUGAUAAACAACGGAACCGAAGCCGAAUUGGGUUUGAUUCCGGUUUUUCCAACUGCAACAUUCCCAAACCAUUACUCUAUUGCCACUGGUUUGUACACUCCUUAUCACGGAAUCGUCUACAAUAAUUUUUUUGACCCGGAGCUUAACGAGACUUUCACUAGGGCCACUGGGGGUAGUGACCCCAAGUGGUGGUUUGGUGAGCCACUGUGGGAGACUGUGGUGAACCAUGGUUUCAAUGCUGCGACAUAUAUGUGGCCAGGUUCUGAGGCGCCUAAAGGUAAAUGGACUUGCGAGGAGAAGUUUUGUAAGAAAUUUAAUAGUUCUGUACCGUUUGAAGAGCGUGUGGAUACUAUUUUGGAGUAUUUUGAUAUGCCAAGUAGAAAAAUUCCUGUCUUCAUGAAUCUGUAUUUCCCGGACCCAGAUUCUCAGGGUCAUGAUGUUGGACCUGAUGAUCCUGAACUCACUGAAGCUCUUGGUAGGAUUGAUAGUAUGAUUGGAAGGUUGAUUCAAGGUCUGAAAACAAGAGGGGUCUUUGAGGAUGUUCACAUAAUUUUGGUGGGUGAUCAUGGCAUGGCGGCUAUAUGUGAGAAAAAGUACAUCUACCUAGAUGAUUUAGCAAUUCCACAAGAUUGGGUUGAGUAUAAUUGGGCAAUACUGGGUGUUCGCCCACCGGCCAGUUAUUCUCCGGCGGAUGUGGUGGCGAAUAUGACUGAGAGAUUGAAAAAUGCUGAAAAUGGGAAACAUUUGAAAGUUUACCUCAAGGAGGAUCUGCCUACGAGGCUGCAUUAUUCUGCCAGUGAUCGGAUUUCGCCGAUAAUCGGGUUGGUCGACGAGGGGCAUAUCGUGACACAAUCGAGGUCGGCCGGAGAUGAUACUUGUGGAGGAGCACAUGCGUAUGACAAUAAGUAUUUCUCAAUGAGAUCAAUAUUCAUAGGCCAUGGCCCUCGGUUUGCUAGGGGGAAGAAGGUCCCUUCCUUUGAGAAUGUUGAGAUUUACAACGUGGUUACAUCAAUCCUCAACAUAAAAGGAGCUCCCACCAAUGGCACAGAUGGGUUUCCAAAUUCUGUUCUUCUGCCUCAGCACUGA
Ilex paraguariensis (yerba mate) is the source of this 1428-nucleotide messenger RNA. The record is from the annotation of a GenBank genome assembly. Lineage: Eukaryota; Viridiplantae; Streptophyta; Magnoliopsida; Aquifoliales; Aquifoliaceae.